UCACCUAAAUGUUUGGUUUCCAGUCUGAGAUGAAGAAGGACCGCCUGAAUCUGAUGGCAGCUCUGUGUGAGAGCGUGUUGGCAGUCAACAUGUUACUGAGUGUCUUCUUUCUUCCAGGUGCUUUGGCUGAUUGUCCCAGUUCAGUCCUCUUUGCUGACACACCUGGGCAGAUUGAAGCACUGAGUGGAUCUUGUUUGCUACUGCCAUGCAGCUUUAAUUCAUCGGAUUCCAGAUAUGACAAGACCAGAAGUAUUUAUGGAGUUUGGUUGAGAGGCACCACAAAUUUUAAUGCCAACCCAAGCCAUGUCAUUUUUAACAGCAGUGGCUCAGUUAACACCUACUCACUGAAAAUGAUCGGAAACCUGACAGAGGAAAACUGCACCACUCUGUUUCCUGACUUAAACACAAGUCAUACAGACAAAUACUUCCUCCGAAUUCAGAACUGGCCGUUUAUGGCAACAGCUGUUUGUGAGCCUGUUCAGAUAAAAGUAAGAGAUUCUCCUUGGAGUCCCAGCAUUAACAUCCCUGCUGAUCUGAAGGAGCAUCAGUCUGUCACUAUCAGCUGCUCAGCUUUGACUCCCUGUCCACACUCACCUCCUGAACUCACCUGGAAUCUCCAACAAGACUCUCACAGACAAACAGAGAAAAACACAGAGGGAACCUUUACAACUAAAAUCCAGGAGACCAUCACUCUGUCAGACACACAUGAUGGAUACAACAUCAGAUGUUCUGCCACAUAUCCUGUGAAUGGAGGAAACAAGACAGCAGAGACAGAAGUGACUCUCAGUGUUUCGUGUAAGUGA
Messenger RNA from Fundulus heteroclitus (mummichog), 803 nucleotides. Its product is annotated as myelin-associated glycoprotein-like. The record is from RefSeq and is a predicted model, not a curated record. Lineage: Eukaryota; Metazoa; Chordata; Actinopteri; Cyprinodontiformes; Fundulidae. The transcript is spliced from 3 exons. The coding region runs from base 9 to 803 and encodes 264 amino acids.